AUGGACGCCUCCAAUCCUAUUCUGUUCUACGAUAUUGCGUCUCGUUCACCCGUCAGUCCCUAUGCGCCUAACCCCUGGAAAGCUCGUUAUGCCUUGAACCUCAAGGGCGUGCAUUACAGGACACAAUGGGUGGAACUCCCAGACGUCACAUCCACGCGCAAAAAGCUUGGCUCUGAGCCAGUACGCUACCACCGGGACGGCAGCCCAUUCUAUACCCUUCCCGUCAUCCAUGAUCCCUCCACGGGCUCGACAAUCGGAGACACGUUCGACAUCGCGGUCUAUCUCGACAAAACGUACCCCGAUGGCCCAUCGCUCUUCCCUCCCUCGUCGAUAGGUCUCAUGGACGCGUUCAACAAACACAUGGAUACCUUUUUCACAUCAUUCGUCCUCCUUUGCUGCCACGGCAUCCCUUUCAACCCAGACAGUUUCGAGACCUCUAAGGCGGACUUUUUGUGGAGGGCGGGGAAGACGAGUUGGGACGAGCUUACUGUUCGUGGUGAAGAGCGGGUGAAGACGCUAGAGGCGUUUAAAGUGGCACUGGAAGUAUUGGUGAAGAUUUACAAUCACAAAGGUGGUCCAUUCAUAGACGGAGAGAAACCGUCCUAUGCAGAUUGCAUCGUUGGGGGAUGGUUAGCGUUCAUGAAGGUGACGAUGGAGGAGUGGGACGAGGUUAAGACAUGGCAUGAUGGUCUCUUAGGGAAGAUUCAUGCAGCGUUGGAGAAGUACGCCGAGGUCAAGUAG
Molecule: messenger RNA, 741 nt
Organism: Stereum hirsutum FP-91666 SS1
Lineage: Eukaryota; Fungi; Basidiomycota; Agaricomycetes; Russulales; Stereaceae
Exons: 2
Coding region: 1-741 (246 amino acids)
Source: RefSeq, a predicted model, not a curated record